Molecule: messenger RNA, 1689 nt
Organism: Botrytis fragariae
Lineage: Eukaryota; Fungi; Ascomycota; Leotiomycetes; Helotiales; Sclerotiniaceae
Product: putative alpha beta-hydrolase protein
Exons: 8
Coding region: 1-1689 (562 amino acids)
Source: RefSeq, a predicted model, not a curated record
AUGGCUCAUCAUGUAUCAACCAUCAGCAUCUUUGUUGCACUUGCUAUCUCGUUAGCGACAGCGUCUGUUUUGCCAAAGAAUAGUCAACUCAGUAAUUCGACUAAACAAUGGACGUUCGAUAAAAUUCCAGCUUCAACCGAUCUCAUCUGGUAUCCAUGCUUUUCGAAUUAUUCCUGCGCCAUGUUGAGUGUUCCUCUUGAUUAUUCCAAACCAAACGGAACGCGUGCUUCGAUUCCAUUGAUCAUGAUAGCCGCCCAGAGUAACUCAACUGAUGGCUCGUAUCAAGGAAUGCUCCUCACUAAUCCAGGUGGCCCUGGUAACGCAGGUGUUGAUUUUCUCCUCGAAGAUGGAUACUCAGUUCUACUUCCGGUAGUAGGAACAAACUAUGACAUUGUAGCGUUUGAUCCCAGAGGAAUGGGUCGUAGUAUUCCGCUCGCCGAUUGCUCAUCUUCCAGUUCAUCCAAACUUCGUCGACGGAAUUUCGGGCUUUCGGGACCGGAAUUGGAUAGUUCCUAUUGGAUUUCGGAGUUUCAAACUGCAAUGGGCUUCGGAUCGGAAUGUAAUGCAACAAUGGGAGGACCUGAUGAGGCUGGGCCACAUAUGUCUACAGCGGUUCUUGCUACGGAUAUGCUUACUAUUGUUGAUGCUUUUGCCAUGACUGACCGUGGUCAAGGUGUCAACUCAUCAUCUUUGCUCAACUAUUGGGGUUUUAGUUAUGGGUCUUUCAUUGGUGAAACAUUUGCGUCAAUGUACCCAGACCGAGUUGGCCGUGUUGCAAUUGAUGGUGUUGUCGAUCCCGAGGAUUACAUUUCCGGAACUGAACUAAAGGAUAUUUACUUAGAGGAUGCCGUUAUUGACUCUUUCUUCACAUAUUGUCAUUUUGCCGGCCCUUCACUCUGUGAUUUCUACACAGGUAACAGCUCUAAAGACAUCCGUAAUCGCUUCGAGAACAUUUUCCUUCCACUCAACGCAUCAUACGCUUUCUCCCAAAAUUGGACAAAUGCAACCACCAUUCAGGAAUCUCUCGUAUCUAUUAAAUCCACAGUCAGAUUGACAGCCUAUACACCUAUUGAUUCUUUUCCCAUCCUAGCUACCCAGCUCGUGGCGUACGAAGUUGCUCUUUCAAAUUUGACCCUCCCCGCAAUCGAAGCUGCAAGUAAUAUUGGCGCCACAACAGCCAAUAUUAUAGGCACUGUUCCUCAACUAACCGAAUGGUUUAUUGGUGCAUUUUGUGGUGAAAUUCCUUCAGUCUAUGGAAAGACAUACGAAGAACUCAAAUCACAUAUCGACACGAUCGAAGAAGAAAGCUUCUUGACUGGAGAAAUAUGGGCUACGACUUUAGUGCUAUGUUCAGGAUGGCCUAUCACUGCAUCUUGGAGAUUUGCUGGUCCUUUUGGCGGUGAUACAAAGAAUCCCAUUUUGUUCAUCAGUAAUACUCUCGAUCCAGCCACCCUAUUGCGAAGUGAUAGUCAAAAAUGGGCACCGGAAUUCAAAGAUGCUCAAAUUCUCACAAUAGAAGCUAUCGGUCACACUUCGAUGGUGGCCAACAAUUCUUGUGCAAAUGAGAAGAUUUAUCGUUUCUUUCAAACGGGGAAUCUACCAGGCCAUGAUUCAAGAUGCGUUGUAGAAGCUGGACCUUUUGGUGUUACUCCUGAGAGUUCAGUUGUUGUAGAAGAAGAUAAUUGUUAG